Synchytrium microbalum is the source of this 2508-nucleotide messenger RNA. RefSeq lists its product as uncharacterized. The record is from RefSeq and is a predicted model, not a curated record. Gene Ontology annotation, molecular function: zinc ion binding; DNA binding. Gene Ontology annotation, biological process: DNA-templated transcription. The transcript has 4 exons. Lineage: Eukaryota; Fungi; Chytridiomycota; Chytridiomycetes; Synchytriales; Synchytriaceae. Bases 1 to 2508 code for a protein of 835 amino acids. Gene Ontology annotation, cellular component: nucleus.
AUGCUCGCUGAUCGAACUACACGCAUCUACUCAUCGCACCCUUGGGAAGCCAGUCAAUGUGUCAAAUUUACUUAUCACCCACUUCUGACUAGUCGUGUACCUCGUACCGCUAAUGGAAAAAAGGCUCGAAGUGCUCGAGCAAAAGCUGCUGCUUCUGCUACGAUUGCAAAGAAGGCUGGAACUGUCAAGUUGGAGGAUGGCGGAGAUCACGACGAAUCAAAUAGUCAAACGGACUCAGAUCAUAAUAACAACAGCAACCAAGCAACAACACCGACUCCUACUACGCCCUCUGGAAGUAACUCUGCAGAUACAAGUAAUCGGCCCUUGCAUUCGUCGCCCAUACAACCACAUCGUAUCGAACCUGAACAAGGAACUGAUAUUUUAACUUCCGGACAAGUUGGCGACAAACCACAAUCACCAAUGUUGCCCUUCCAUAUACCAGCUCAUCUUCUGCCUCAAGCCAUGCAGAUGCUACAACAGACCUCUCUGAUAUUCUCACAGGCAUUGCCAAACUUUGCAUCAAUGCCUGUCUCGUUACCAUACCCAGACAGCAUGCUAUAUCCACCGAAUAGACCGCCACUACUAGAUUCACCACCACCCGUACGAGCGCCACUUAUAUUUAAUGUCAAACCACCAGAAGAAGUAGUAAAUUCCUCAUUACGUGGCAUUGGAAUAGAUACCGUCGCCCGACGGGUACACGGAUUCUUGGACAAUUACUCUCGUAUACACGUAUUCCAUUGGGGCUGGGGUAAUGAUGUAUCAGAUGUGAGCCCAAAUGAAGAUACUCUAGCUGCAGAACAGCGUAAAAAUCCAACAAUGACAUCAACUCCUGUUGAUACUGGUCUACUAACCGAUAUAAUGGAUGAUGAUAUCAUUGAUCCAACACUCACAUUCACGGAUUUUGGAGAACGUAUUAUACCAAUCGAUGCUUUAGACUCUCUCAUAGAUACCUUCUUUGAACAUAUACAUCCACAGCUGCCCUGUGCUUUUGUGCACGAACCUACUUUUAGAGCCAAUGUGCUUAAGCAAAGACCAUUAUUAUUGAACGCAAUGUAUGCUGUAGCUGCUAGAUUCUCAAAGCAUCCUGCUUUACGGAUGGCUACUGGGUCAGAAAAUCAAGCUGGUGAAGUUUUUUAUCAAAGAGCAAAGACUAUGGUUGCUAUGAAUGUAGAUGCCCCUAAUUUGGAUUCGGUUUGUUCAUUGAUACUGCUGGCCGUAUAUGCUAUAGGGACUGGCCCUGAUCCGUCUGGAUCGGUCUCUGGUGCUUGGAUGUAUUCUGGAAUGGCUAUGCGGAUGGCCAUGUUUCUCGACUUGAAUAUCGAUCCAGACUCGGAUGAAGCUAAGGAACGUAAUGCUCAACUUCCAUGGCUGCUCAAGGAAAGGCGAAGGCGUGUAUGGUGGGCUUGUUACAUAUUCGACCGUUAUGCAGCAUGGGGUGCUGAUCGACCCACUCUUGUCGACGAACGGUUAUGUGCCGGAGUACACUUGCCAGCUCCCGAAGGUCUUUGGCUUGCCGCAUCUCCAUCUGAUCUUUUACCACCUUCCAUUAAUGGCACUCAUCCUCAGCCAACCAGCAAACAGCAACAGCAGAAAUCCGAUACGACGCGUCCUAUUAACAAAAUUAGAACGGUAUCUACCUUCCAUGCUUUAACACCAGACAUGGACUCGUUAUUUGCUCGCCAUGUAUUAUUGAUGCGUAUAGUACCCAAAGUACUGAAAUUUGUACAGACAUUCAAGAAUCCUCAGCCACGUCAUAUGGGUAGUAUGGCUGAUGUUGAAGAAGAGGAUUUGGAAUUGCUGACUCUAGAUGCUAGUUUGCGGACAUGGUAUGAAGCAUUGCCUAGAUGGAUGAGAGAUCCUGGAGUGUCAUUUGGUCAGAAUUUGGAUAGCUCAAAUCCUCCAGCAUGGCAUCUAGCAUUUCUCCUCAUGCUUCACUCUGCCUCAAUUAUAUUAUUAUAUCAACCUCGUAUGAUGUUAGACCUGCAAUCUCCGCCGCGAGGUGGACCAGCAGCCUCACCAGCCUUCCAAACAUGUGAAACAGCAGCCAUACGAGCAUUCGCCAUGAUAACAGCCGUAUCAGCAUCCAAUCCCGACUGGAAGUAUCUAUCAGCAUGGACGCCCUUCCUCUUGUAUCAUAUCGGCCUUAUAAAUGUCAUUGCUGCUCGAGUACAUCCAGAUGAGUCACGGUCUACCAUGGCACGAUAUAGGUUGCGAUUGCAUGUAAAGGCUCUUAAGAGGGUUGGAAGGUAUUGGGCUUUUGGAAGGCGGAUGGGGUUGUCGUUAGAACGUAUGCUGGUUAGUGUCGAGCCUACUAGUGCUGAGGCUGAUGCUGGCACAAAUAAUACAGGUGGUGCUGCUGCUGCUACUAGUACUGCGAGUGCUGCGGCUACUAGUGAUGAACCUACAGCUGGUAUAGUACCGACUCAUGACACUCAUGACACAGCAGUCAAGGAUGUAGAAAUGCAGGCUCCACCUGCGACGCAGUCAAAUGAAUAUAGAGAGGUUUGA